This is a messenger RNA of Podarcis raffonei (Aeolian wall lizard), 4500 nucleotides long. RefSeq names its product tRNA methyltransferase 1 like (gene TRMT1L). Gene Ontology annotation, biological process: tRNA N2-guanine methylation. Gene Ontology annotation, cellular component: nucleus. Gene Ontology annotation, molecular function: RNA binding. The record is from RefSeq and is a predicted model, not a curated record. The transcript is spliced from 16 exons. Lineage: Eukaryota; Metazoa; Chordata; Lepidosauria; Squamata; Lacertidae. Bases 250 to 2391 code for a protein of 713 amino acids.
CUUGGGCAACGUAGCUCUGAGGCGCGGGAUUAGCCGCGGGGCCUCUUGGGUAAUGUAGUUCUCAGUCCCUGAGGGCCCUUGGGGGAGACGAGCUUGUGCGCAACAUUCUGACCCGAAACAGGAGUCGUCUGAGGGGCCACGUCCCGUGACUAAGGCGCGGCCCGUGCUUGCCGGAGGAAAAAAGCCGAAGGAGCCGCCGAGUGAAGUGGGUUCGCUCCCCCCCCCUUCCUCACCGCCGCUGUGUGGAAAAUGGCGGCCGAGGGAGCGGUGUUGCCCCCGCCGCCCGCCAAGGAGGGAGACCCUGAGGCGCUCAAUAGCAUUGAAAUGGAAAGCCCCAGGCCAGAUGUGGAAAUAGCUGAGGAAGAAGUAAAAGGCAAAAAGGAAGAAACAGAGCAAGUGUCUAUAAAAGAGCCUAACAACAGUAACCUAUUGGAUGCAUCAUCUGACUCUCCAAGAGAGAAGCAUAUUUCAAUUCAGAGAACACUUGCCGAUUUAGAGAAACUGGCUGACCUGCAGGAAGGUUGUCUAAUCUCAGCUGCUUCCCAGAAUGCAGAUCACUCUGUGGCAGGAGCUGGCAAGAAGUCUUGUCCACUGUGCCCUGAAGAGAAGUUCAAAGCUUGUUAUAGUCACAAGCUCCAUCGCCACCUACAGAAUCUCCACUGGAAAGUGUCUGUUGAAUUUGAAGGCUACAGAAUGUGCAUCUGUCACUUACCUUGCCGCCCCGUGAAACCAAAUGUUGCUGCAGACCAGAUAAAAAUGGAAGCCCAUUAUCACUGCAUUAUCUGUUCAGCAACUAUUACCCGAAGGACAGAUAUGAUAGGGCAUAUUAAACGUCAUGUGAAUAAAGGAGAAACUGAAUCAAGGUUUAUGCCAGCCCCUGCUCCCAAAUCUACAUAUGAAAUACUAAAAGAAGCAGAUACAGAUGUGCAAGUCCUUCCUAAUUAUUCCACACCACAGAAAACUGAUUCUUAUUUUAAUCCUAAAAUGAAACUUAACAGGCAACUUGUAGUCUGUGCUCUAGCUGUUCUAGCAGAGGAACGAAAACCUUUGGAAUGUCUGGAUGCAUUUGGAGCCACUGGUAUAAUGGGAUUACAGUGGGCCAAGCAUCUUGGAAAUUCCGUGAAGGUCACAAUUAAUGACUACAAUGAAAACUCUGUAAGAAUGAUACAGGAGAACUGUCACUUAAAUAAAAUGAAAGUGGUGAUGAACUUCAAAGAGGAGGAAGACUGUGAUGAAACAAUAGAAGAAGGGGAGGAAAACUUGCCUGCCAUUGAGGUGACAAAAAUGGAUGCCAAUGUCAUCAUGCACUUGAGAGCAUUUGAUUUUAUACAUCUGGACCCAUUUGGGUCAUCAGUGAACUAUCUGGAUGCAGCUUUCAGAAAUGUAAGAAACCUUGGAAUUGUGUCAGUGACAUCAACAGAUAUCAGUUCUCUCUAUUCAAAGGCACAGCAUGUGGCCCAGCGUCACUAUGGCUGCAACAUUGUCAGGACGGAGUAUUUCAAAGAACUGGCUGCUAGGAUGGUAGUUGCUGCUGUAGCAAGAGCUGCUGCUCGAUGCAACAAAGGCAUUGAAGUUUUGCUCGCUGUGGCUCUCGAACAUUUUGUCCUAGUGGAGGUGAGAGUAUUGAGGGGGCCGUCUCCUGCGGAUGAUACUGUGAAGAAAAUCCGGUACCUGCUCCACUGUCAGUGGUGUGAGGAAAGGGUAUUCAAGAAAGAUGGCAACAUGAUAGAAGAGAACCCUUACCGGCAGCUCCCUUGUGACUGCCACAGCCGCAUGACAGGCAAGACAGCAGUGGAACUUGGUCCUCUGUGGUCAGGAUCCCUCUUCAACACUGGAUUUCUCAGAAGAAUGUUAUUUGAAGCAGUUCAGUAUGGUUUAGAAGACAUCCAGACUCUUCUAAAAACACUAAUAUGUGAAGCAGAGUGCACAAUUCUCAAGCAGUUUUCAAUCCAUGGUCCUACCAGCCAGAACAAACAAGAAGAAUGUGGUGUGUUUAUUAAGACACCAGAUACCGCAGCAGAUUACUACGUUGUACAUGGAAAAAGAAAAAAUAAUGAAAACAGCCAAAAUGGAACAAAGCGCCAGAAAUCAGAAAGCAAUGCUGAGCAUCCUGCCUUUUAUUACAAUAUUCACAGGCACAGCAUUAAAGGAAUGAACAUGCCAAAGUUAAAUAAGUUCUUGCAUUAUCUCUCUCAAGCUGGCUAUCGAGUAAGCCGGACUCAUUUUGAUCCGAUGGGUGUUCGAACUAAUGUCCCCCUGGCGCAGUUUAAAUCUAUCCUUGUGAAGUACAGUACACCCACAUAUAUGGGAGCGCAAUCGGAGGGCUCUCUGCAGGCUUCUGACGAGUCUCAGGUAGGCGCUGAUGGUGACUUUGCCGAAGAAAGCACAUAAAGAGAGCCAGUGUGGUGUAGUGGUUAAGAGUGGUGGACUUGUAAUCUGGUGAACCGGGUUCGAUUCCCUGCUCCUCCACAUGCAGCUGCUGGGUGACCUUGGGCUAGUCACGCUUCUCUGAAGUCUCUUAGCCCCACUUACCUCACAGAGUGUUUGUUGUGGGGGAGGAAGGGAAAGGAGAAUGUUAGCCGCUUUAAGACUCCUUCGGGUAGUGAUAAAGCGGGAUAUCAAAUCCAAACUCUUCUUCUAAAGUAACCUCUGCAAAAAUGGUUGUAUUUGAAGAUUUGUGUUAAAAAUGAACCAACAGUCUCCUUAAGAUGUAGUAUUUUGUUUGUGACCCCUCAGCUUUUUUUACCUGUUUCAGGACACUUUUAGAAGACCAUUGAAGAGCACCUGUGCUCCUAUUAAUAUCACAGUUCAGCUACAAAGUUUAUUUAUAUGUUAAUGCAUGCUUUAAGGUUAUCCUACAGUGACCACAAACUUCCGUCUCCUUUUAAUUCCUUCUUCAGAUCUAUAAUAUUUCCUAAGAGGAGAACAUAGCUGGGAGCUGAGGGGGACUGUGGGUGCAAGCAUUACCAGCACCUGUUAAUAAAGUGUUCUAUUCAGCUGUGACUGAAAGCCCCUCAUUUGAUAUGCCAUUGAGAAGCUUAAAGGUAAAGGAAACUGGACAGGCCAAGAUUGGGUAUAUUCCUAGAAAGGCAGAUAUUGAAUACCCAACUCAUGCUAAUAACCAUACAAACCCCAACAUCACAUCUAAACAUUUUUCACUGCCAAACUCCAACUUCCUCAUCACAAGACCAUCAAUGUGAAAUUGUCAAUCUAUUUUUAUAGUUCAUAUGAAUAACUCCCUAUGCCCACUGCUCACUCCAUUCACUCCCUGCCAGAAUGGCAUAAAUUGGAGAUUGUUUUGCAGUAGCUUACCCCAUCCUCUCUGUGCAUCUGUGGCAACCCCUUUUUCCUCCUGCUAGGAAUCUGCUUUCCCCAUACAUUGGGACCUUGGGUUACAUACGCUUCAGGUUACAGACUCCGCUAACCCAGAAAUAGUACCUCGGGUUAAGAACUUUGCUUCAGGAUAAGAACAGAAAUUGGGCUCAGGCGGCACGGCAGCAGCGGGAGGCCCCAUUAGCUAAAGUGGUGCUUCAGGUUAAGAACAGUUUCAGGUUAAGUACGGAUCUCCGGAAUGAAUUAAGUACUUAACCCGAGGUACCACUAUACUUGCCAUUCUAUUAUUGGCCCGCCACUUAGACAUGCUGGAUUUUUAAAAUUGUAAUUUAUCUCCAAACCCAUGAAAUAAGAGGGGAAGCUCCACCCUGACACUUGGUGCUUCCCAUCCCUGCUCAUUUUCUUCCUAACCCAUUUGCAGCACUCUCUUCUUCCCACCCCACAAGUUUUCAUGUUGUGGGACUCACCAAGCGGCUGCUUCCUUUCUCAUUCCCAACCCAAGAACCCAGAGAUCUAGACAGUGAGCUUCUUUCUCCUUGCCUUUUGUCUCACAGCACCAAAGCUCGCCAGCCACUGGUGGUGGUGUAGCAGCUGCAAGUAUUAGCUAUUGAUUUAUUGUCUUGCUAAUUGUCUUACUCUUCUAAUAAUCUAUUGACCUUUUAGAUUUAUAAAAAGGGGGUGCUGAAGAGGAAGGAACAAAAAGUUUACUACAAAUAAAACUAACCAUUUUAAUGUAUAUAAACAACUAGUCAAAAACUAAAAUAUUUUAUAGUUACGAAGACUAGUUUUAGGACAGCAACCUGAAAUUAAACUACAAUAGAAAAGUAAAGCUAUUCCUUCGACUUUCGAAUUCCCUCCCUUUUGUAUAUUUACCAAGAAAAUCAAUAGAUUAUAUUUGUUUGCAAUUCCAAUUUUUAGGGAUUUAUGCAUAUAAAAGUAUUGACUAUGACAUUAGGAAGUUUUAUACUGAAAAGUAUGUCAAGAUGUGACUGAUGUUGGUUUGUAUUUGAGGUUUGUACUAAGGCAUAUUCUUCACAUGUUUUUUAAUGUAAUAGUGAUGAUGUAUAUAAUUUGCAUUAUGGUUUUAUUUAUAUGGUUCUUUCAGUAAGUACUCUUGACAUCACCAAAAUGUGUUGAACGUAUUUUAUAAAAAUCAUAUUUUCAGUA